This is a messenger RNA of Dicentrarchus labrax (European seabass), 696 nucleotides long. It is a transcript of the gene ppil1, whose product is annotated as peptidylprolyl isomerase (cyclophilin)-like 1. The transcript is spliced from 4 exons. Bases 138 to 638 code for a protein of 166 amino acids. Gene Ontology annotation, molecular function: peptidyl-prolyl cis-trans isomerase activity. The record is from RefSeq and is a predicted model, not a curated record. Gene Ontology annotation, cellular component: catalytic step 2 spliceosome. Gene Ontology annotation, biological process: protein folding; protein peptidyl-prolyl isomerization. NCBI's taxonomy places the organism in Eukaryota, Metazoa, Chordata, Actinopteri, Moronidae.
CACAUGCAGAGGAAAUGAGCGGCAACCACAGAAGAAGAAACGCCUGAGUCUCAAGGAACGUGCUAAGCUGAUAUAUCCAUUUAUUUGUUCAAACAGAUCCGUUUUAAGACUACUAAAGGGUGUUGUUCGGAGUGGUAAUGUCAGGGAUACCUCCAGACACAUGGCAGCCGCCGACAGUUGCCCUGGAGACGACGAUGGGGACGGUUGUAGUUGAGCUGUACUGGAGACAUGCACCAAAGACCUGCAAGAACUUUGCAGAGCUGGCCAGAAGAGGAUACUACAGCAACACCAAGUUUCACCGAAUAAUCAAAGACUUCAUGGUGCAGGGAGGAGACCCUACAGGAACAGGACGUGGCGGUGCCUCCAUAUUUGGCAAACAGUUUGAAGAUGAGCUGAACUUAGAGCUGAAAUUCACAGGUGCCGGUAUUCUGGCGAUGGCCAAUGCAGGACCGGACACAAACGGAAGCCAGUUCUUCCUCACUCUCGGACCCACUCAGUGGUUAGACGGAAAGCACACUAUUUUUGGAAGAGUAUACCAGGGGAUGGGAGUGCUGAACCGGAUUGGGAUGGUAGAGACAAACGGUCAAGAUCGGCCAGUUGAUGAUAUCAAAAUAGUGAGAACUAAUGUAGCUAAUUAAGCAAUUUUAUUUUUUUUUUUUUUACACUGUUUUUAAAAAAAUAAAUGUUUGUUAAAUA